AUGUCUGAUUCACCUCCUUCGACCCCAGCCUGGAGCAUCAGCAACAUGGCCAAUAGCGCAAUGACAUUCCUACGUCUUCCUGUCCUGGCAUCGUCCGGCCUCGCAGUGGUCGCAAGUGGCCUCUUAUACUUCAAGCAAAAUGAAUUGAUAUACCCCCGCAAUGUCCCCGUCGAUGCGCGAACCGAAGUCCCGAGCCCCCGUCAAUUCGGCAUCACAGACUUUGAAGACCUUCAGAUUCCGACGCCAGAUGGCGAGACACUGCACGCCUUCUUCCUGCGGCAACCAAAGACUCGCUUCCGUCGCGACAUGACAGUCCUGAUGUUCCAUGGAAAUGCUGGUAACAUCGGCCACCGAGUUCCCAUCGCCAAGGCGAUCCAGGAUACACUUCAGUGCAAUGUUAUCUUGUUGGAGUAUCGGGGGUACGGCCUGUCGACCGGCACGCCGGAUGAGGCAGGCUUGAAGAUUGAUGCUCAGACUGGUCUUGACUACAUGCGCCAGCGCCCCGAGUUCAGCGAUACCAAGUUCGUGAUCUAUGGUCAAAGUCUGGGCGGGGCUGUGGCUAUCAACCUCGUUGCGACAAAUCAGGAGCAGGGUGAUAUUGGUGGUUUGAUCUUGGAGAAUACUUUUUUGAGUAUUCGCAAGCUGAUCCCUAGUGUAUUCCCUCCUGCUAGAUACCUUGCUCGUCUGUGCCACCAAUACUGGACGAGCGAAGAUGUGCUGCCUAUGAUCACCAAGGUGCCGGUUCUCUUCCUGAGUGGACUCAAGGACGAACUUGUGCCGCCAUCAAAUAUGACCCAACUCUUCGCUGCUUGCAAGUCCGAACGCAAGAUCUGGCGCACACUACCCAACGGCGGCCACAACGACUCCGUUGCCGAACCGGGCUACUUCGACCACAUCCACUCGUUCAUCCGUGAGGAGGUCGAAAGCGAGUAA
Molecule: messenger RNA, 933 nt
Organism: Penicillium atrosanguineum
Lineage: Eukaryota; Fungi; Ascomycota; Eurotiomycetes; Eurotiales; Aspergillaceae
Product: alpha/beta hydrolase
Exons: 4
Coding region: 1-933 (310 amino acids)
Cellular component (GO): membrane
Molecular function (GO): palmitoyl-(protein) hydrolase activity
Source: RefSeq, a predicted model, not a curated record